UGACUCUGAAAGCCCCCCAGCGGCCCUGCCCGACGCGCAGCGCUACACCAUGGUGGCGUACUGGCGGCAGGCCGGACUCAGCUAUAUCUGGUUCUCCCAGAUCUGUGCGAAGGCAGUGAGGGAUGCCCUGAAGACCGAGUUCAAGGCCAACGCUGAGAAGACUUCUGGGAGCAGCAUAAAGAUCGUGAAGGUGAAGAAGGAGUAGUCGACCCUGACUGAAGCAUGAACUGCUGAGCCUUGAAGGUGAAGAUGAAGAUGUGGGUACCUAUUA
Cricetulus griseus (Chinese hamster) is the source of this 271-nucleotide messenger RNA. NCBI's taxonomy places the organism in Eukaryota, Metazoa, Chordata, Mammalia, Rodentia, Cricetidae. The record is from RefSeq and is a predicted model, not a curated record.